Scophthalmus maximus (turbot) is the source of this 3797-nucleotide messenger RNA. RefSeq names its product podocalyxin-like (gene podxl). Gene Ontology annotation, cellular component: apical plasma membrane; microvillus membrane. The record is from RefSeq and is a predicted model, not a curated record. The coding region runs from base 440 to 1837 and encodes 465 amino acids. Gene Ontology annotation, biological process: regulation of microvillus assembly; cell migration; negative regulation of cell-cell adhesion. The transcript is spliced from 8 exons. NCBI's taxonomy places the organism in Eukaryota, Metazoa, Chordata, Actinopteri, Pleuronectiformes, Scophthalmidae.
GCCCCUGCUUUCUCAUGAUAAGGGAGGCAGGGACAGUCCAGGGGAUAAGUGCUCCUGGUCUACUACACUGGCCGGACACACUGCAGGAGAGAGGACUGCACAAUACAGCAGUAAGCCAUUGAAGGAGAGAGAGGGGGUUGAGAGACACUGAGCGACAACGCUGCAGCCAAGGAAACCAUAGAAACACUCUUCUCUCAAAUCCCCAACUCUGCCCAGGGAGAAGAGAGAGAAGCAGCAGAGACCAACAAAAGCAUUCUUGGCUUUCAGUUUAAAAGAAGAAGAAGAAGCUAAUAACAAUACACUGUGCAAGAUCAUUUGAAAGACUUGACAGGGUUGUUUUUGAUUGGUUCAACUGCUCUGAAGGGAUUGUGGUGCAGUGCUGCAUGAAUAUUAAACGCAUCUGGGAGAGAAUCGAGCAGCAACAGGACAAGAUCGAACCAUGAAGAUCGCAUGGCUGAUGCUUUCACUCAGCUUCCGAUUUCACAGCGUAUGUCCAGAUGUCACUUCUGUGAGUCCUUCCUUUGUCACAGCCGGGCCAUCCUCUGCCAGUGCUGGAAGUCCAUCCACGAUUCAGCCGACAGUUAACAAUGAAACAGAGCCAGGUGUAAAGCCAAAUGGUAGUGCUGCUUACCUCACACAGACAACUGCUGCAGUCACCACCGUAGGCAUCACUGCUGCGAAGACGACUGCCGUUCCCCACGUUUCCACCCAAACACAACCCCAGCCAUCCGUCAUAAACAACAUCAGCAUCUAUACUGCCCCUUCUGCUGUUGCCAAUCCUACUGCUACCUUUAGCUCCACCAAGGCCCUGAUCCCAGCUACAACAGCUGUAACAGCUGCAACAACUGUAACAGCUGACAGUGGUGGCAGCUCAGUGGGAUCCACCAAUACUGUCAGAGAACAGACACCUGAAGCCUCUGUAUCCACUAAAAACUCCAGGACUGAAUCGUCUGUCACGCUGACAGAAAAUUCUUACCAUGUGGAACCAUCGAAGAUUACAAAGGUCUCAACAGUUGCCACAACGGGACAAACUUCUGUAACUCACAGAGCAAUCAACUUUAAGAUGAGCAAUGGAGUUGAAGACACAGAGAAAACAACUGUACCAGUUACAACAAACAGGCAGACAGCAUCGAGGGCCACGGAGCCAACUGGGAAGCCAGGGACCACCGGCACUCUCCCCAUUCUGACAACAACAGGAUCUGUUGUACCUGAGAACCUGAGUGGAACUACUUACCUGCAAACCACCACCUCCACUGCCGCCGCCGCCACCACACAAUCUCAGCCAAAGAUAUUUCAGUACUCACUAAACAGCAGACAGGAGAAAGACGAAGACAAGGAUCUGGUGGAGGUGUGCAAGCGGCUGAUGGCAAAUUUUCAAGAUGGAAACUGCACCCUGAUAUUGGGGCACAAAAAUGGCAACGUACAAUUUGACUGCGUGGAAAUAAAUGGCAAAGUGAAAACCAGCCUCACUGCCCAGUAUUAUGAAGAAAUCUCUAAGAAACCACCAGAUAAUAAAACCCUGAUAGCCAUCCUGGCCUCCUGUGGAGCCCUGCUUAUCAUGAUCUUCAUCCUUGCCAUCUGUGCCUCCCACCACCGCAGGCCGUGCAACGAGAACCAGACUUUUUUCUCUGAAUCUCUGCAGCAACACCUUACUGAGGAGCUGCACACGGUGGAGAAUGGUUACCACGACAACCCCACAUUGGAGGUGAUGGAGGUGCAGGCAGAGAUGCAGGAGAAGAAGAUGUCGCUCAACAGAGAGUUCAACGACAGCUGGAUCGUCCCCAUCGACAACCUGCUGAAGGAGGACAUACUAGACGAGGAGGAUACCCACCUGUAGGGUGCAGGGACUAAAGAGGAGAAAGGAGCGGGUGACAGGAGCUGGCCAGUUCCAGCUCAAACCAACAAAAGAGCUCACACGUCUCACUACAUGCCAGCACUACUUCCUGGUUUAACACUCCUGACCUGGGAUCAUGUCCCUGCAGCUAGAUAGGAUUCUCCACAUAUACUGUAAGUGCAUUCAGUAAAGCAACCAAGCCACCACAUUAAUGCUGUUCAUCUGAUGAUGAUGUUGAUCUACGACUGCUGCAUCUUGUCUGCCUCAGCAUUUCCAGGGACACCAAUCAACUCAGGAAUCUUCAAAACAUCCUGGUGAUUUUCCACUAUAUGGUGUGUGGCUUAUGAGGAAUGAUAACUGACAUAAUUCAUAAGGCAGAUGAGUCUGUAUAAAUAAGAAGGACUUUAAUCCAAAAUGCCACAUUGUCUAGGGUGUACAAAAAGCCUGGAGGGACAUAAUCAAUGUGUAUUUUGUCUUGAUGGGUGACUUUAAUUGACUUAAAGUUCAUGUUAUUACACGAUGCAGUAUAGAACAAAAUGCUCCAGCUUUCGGCUUAUCAUUGGAACAAACAAUUUUAGUAGAGCUGAAACAAUUGAUCAAUUAGUUAAUCCACAGAAAAUUUAUUGUAAAACUGUUUGAUAAUUUGUCAAUAAUUUAAGUCACUUUUUAAGCAAAGAUACACAGUUCCAGCUUCAAACGUGAUUUUCUUGGUCACCUAUUAAACCACAUAUAUUAGGGUUUGGGAGUUUAUUUUACUACAUUAUGAACCAAAUAAUAAAUUGACGAUAAACUAUAUCCACCCAAAAUUAGUUGCAAAGAUCUUGACUUUAGUUUAUUCACAAUAUGUAAACCAGUUUAUUUUUAGAUAAAACUAAAAGUGAGCCCACCUGAAAUAAAGAUGACACAAGAUCAAAUUUGAACUAUAGAGGUCUGCUUGUUAGCGUUGCUUACACACAAAAAAAGGAAAACAUUGUCACUUUAAAGUAACAGAUCUGUUUUCAAAUCCAACCGCAUUCUUGCGUGGGUUGCAAAUGUGGAGUAGGAUUUGAAUAGUGAAACAUGUCAAAAGUAGAGGUAAUCUUUGAAAAAAUUAAUUAUAUACAUUUCCUUUUACAAAAUAAAAUUUGCAUUGCAUAAUAAAGAAAAACAAACCCUCAGCUCAAUACAACACACUAUAACCACUAGCCAGCAUUAAUGUGCAGCUGACAUUUGAGAGCCAUUUUGUUGACUCUACUUCACUAUUUGUUUGUUUCUCAACUUUCACCGGUCACAAAUGAAAAUAUAAUGGUUAAGUAAGCAACUUGUUUUCUCUCACAAUCAGUGAGGUCAUCUUCUGAUAAUGUCUGUAAAGCAGCUCAAUUAAGGUAACAUAUUCACUAUUUGAUUCACUUGUGAUUUACACGUGUGGCCUCAGUGGAUGCUGUUCAACAUGAGAUUUUGCAACAAACACUUUCUGCUUGAAAAUAUCACCCAAGUGCCAACUCCUCACUAAAGCUGGUAUUGGUCAGUACAGAUGUGGUGUCAAUAACCUUUUGCAUUGUCUGAUGCAAAAGCUGUAAAUAGUGUGCUUAUGAAGUUUGGAGUCACCUGAGAUUAAACACCUUACCAGAACACUUUAUUUUUAUUACAUUUUCUUCUGCUUAAAAUGUUUUUCUUUUCAAACCAAGUAAGAAGUUAGUAUAUAUAUAUUUCCAAUUCAAAAAGUAAAAGUAAGCCCAAAAGUAAGUCCAUCACCUUAGGCACUCCAAUCCAACCUUUUUUCGUGUUUGCACGUCUACACUUUCCAUUUUAUUAUAGCGAUGUCAUUUUCACCAAAGUACUCUAUACUUAUUUGAUGUAUUUAUGGCUUGUUUGCUGCUGUAAGCAAACAGCAGGGGUCUGACACACUGGAAGCUGUAAACUUUCAACCGCAUUGGCGGUCAUAUUCAAAUUUGCAAAUAAAGGAACUGUUUUUUUUACCAUG